AUUAAACAAUCCAAUGCACAAAAUUUCCGUGCACUUAAGCCUCACCUCCUAAUGUGCAAACUACAAUAUAAACAAAUCACUUAGAAAUUAUUGCACUGUAUUAAAAACAAAAUGACUUGUUCAGAAUUCAAGUAAAGGGUUAAAAGGAGUUUCAAUAUUGUUUUACAAUCCUUUAUUAAUGUUAGUUAACAUAGUGACAAAGAACAAAACUUGUACAGUAUUAAUAUAAGUACAUUUUUAAUCACUAAAGCAAUAAAGUAUUAACCUUGAUGAAUGCAUAAUAAACUAACAUUAAACCGUUUAAUUAUUAACUAACAUUAGCAAGUGCUGUAACAAACUUAAUGAUUGGAACCAUAUUAACGUUGCUGGAAUUUCUCUGAUGCAGGUGACACAAUGCUGCUUGUGUUAACAGAUGGCACCAUAAAUUAAAUGGUAACCUAUAUUGCAAAGAUGAAAAUUUGCCUAGAAUAUCAAUCUUUAAAAUGUUAACAGUGAUGUGUGUAAAUAAGUUGUACCCUAUCCAGGCAUGGAAUGUAUACAAAUUUCUAUGCAAUGAAGUUUAGGGGACUCCUGGGGAGGAUAUUUCCAUGGCAUGUCAUGAUGUGAUUUUGGGAAUUUUAGUUGUCCCAGUUGAUCUUGUGAUUGCAACCCCACAAACAGUACUGCUGCUCUGUAAGCUCUUUUAGUUAAUAGAUGACCUGCUUUUGUCAUCCAAAAUAUUCAGGGGGCUCCCACAAUUUACCUCUGAGUUCACACAAGAAAUAAGGAGGAAAUCGGUCAAAUGCAGGGAUUUGUCUAAAUCUGAUGCAGAAUACCAAUCACUCAUAUCCUUGUUUAAUAGUCACUUAACAUUGUGAAAAAAAAUAUAUAUAUAUACACAUCAUUUGUUCCUAUAAAAUGUAGGUUAUUUUUUUUAUAAAAGUUUAGUCUUUCUAAUUUGUUUUCAGAAAGGUUUCAGUUGGAUAUAUGUACUUAAAUAUACAUCAUUAUUUAUUUUUCUUUAGGACACAACAUUUACAAGUUUUAAUGAAUACUACUUACAAUUAAAUAAGAUUAUUGAUGUGAGAGAAAAAAUAGACAAAUUAUCCGUUAAAAGCUGUAAGAGCUGGCACAGAUCGAUUUAGUCUAAAUAGUUCACAAAUGACAAACAGGAGCAAAUGUUCCGUUCAUAUUAAUUUAAAAAGUCUAAAGAUUAUUGAUUGACUGGUAUUGAAAUUUUUUUUUAAGUGAAGCUUCUCAUGACACGGUAUAGGAUCGGUAGUAUGCUGUAUUGCAAUUCAUUUGAAAGAGGAAGAAAGGAAGUAAAUAUUUAUUAUUAUUUCCUCAUAGGCUGGGUUUUCCCAAUGUUUUAGACAGGUGAGUAUAAAUUCACCAGCAGCACUGUAAAGCUAUAUAGUCCUGUGACCCGAUACAAGCUGAACACUUAAUUAAAGCCAUAUACAGCGGGACACAUAUCGUUUUAUAAUGCCUGAACAAAUUAAAUGGACUUUGCUGUUUUGUGGAGUUGGAAUUGUCUGCUGCUGGAACCUCGUGGAAGGAAAUCGUGUUGGAUGUUUUGAUAACAGUGAAGGUUUCGGCAAGAUCCAGCAAAAGAUGCUUCGCGCCAUGCUUGUAUCCAGACACGCGCCUGUGCGAUCUGCCAAUCACAGAGAGCGCACCUGCAAACAUUUCUUGAGCGAGCUUUCCAGUGUGCGCUUGUCAUCGGAAAUAAAACAUCGAUCACUCGCUCCCUGGCGGACAAGAAUUGUGGAAGACCCAGAAAUGAUCCCUUCACGAUAUGAGGAAGCCGAGUGUUUGUGUGAUGGAUGCAUCAUUAACGGAGCUCUUAACCACAGCUACAACUCUGUGCCUGUGACACAGAUGAUGUUAUUUCUGAAGAAGGUCAAGUGUCUGUCUGACCCAAGCAAAUAUUCUUUUAAAAUUGAAUAUAAAGAAGUGGCUGUGGGCUGUACCUGUGUGGUUCCUAGCUCGUAAUCUCUUAUAGAGACUACUAAUUACCCAAACCAACUGUAGAGAUUUAUCUCAUGAACUGUCCGUGUUUGUUUUAAAAUGCAGUUUUUGUACUUUGUUCUAUAUGCUUAUAUCAGUAAGCUGAAAAGGUUGCAUGUGUUACAUGAUUUAUUUUUUAGCUCAUGACGUGUCUUUCUUUAAUGAAAGAUAUAUUUGAAUUUUUGUAAAACACUACUUUUUGCUGGCUUGUUAUUUAUUUAAAUGAUAACUAUUUAUUGACUAUUUAUUUAAGUUAUUAGAAUGUACAUUAUGUAAACAUAUGAUAUACUUUGUAUUCAGUUGAGUCAGUGUCAGUGACACGAAUAGUAAAAUUAGGUUGAUGUUUUACUGUGAUAAUAGUAAAAUGUAUUGUAAUGUUUUGUUUUCCUGACCUUGUCAUUGUACUGAUUGUAUUAUACUGAUAUAGUGUAAGUACAAUAAAAU
Misgurnus anguillicaudatus (oriental weatherfish) is the source of this 2433-nucleotide messenger RNA. It is a transcript of the gene il17c, whose product is annotated as interleukin 17c. Gene Ontology annotation, molecular function: cytokine activity. Gene Ontology annotation, cellular component: extracellular region. NCBI's taxonomy places the organism in Eukaryota, Metazoa, Chordata, Actinopteri, Cypriniformes, Cobitidae. The record is from RefSeq and is a predicted model, not a curated record. Gene Ontology annotation, biological process: inflammatory response.